Molecule: messenger RNA, 399 nt
Organism: Macrosiphum euphorbiae (potato aphid)
Lineage: Eukaryota; Metazoa; Arthropoda; Insecta; Hemiptera; Aphididae
Source: the annotation of a GenBank genome assembly
AUGGUUUCCAAUACUGAUAUGGGGUUUCUAGCUGUGACUUUGGCAAUAUUCAAAUUGAGAAAACAAAAAAAGAAAAGAACUAGACGCUGGUCAAAAGAGUGGUUUAAGCUGCGAAGUCGUUUUACUCAUGAAAAUUUGCUAAACGUUCUUCGAGAUACAGAACCAGAAGAUUACAAAAAUUUUCUUCGAAUGGACCAAGAAGGGUUUGAAACUUUACUUGAGCUAGUUAGGCCCAAAAUAGAAAAACAAGACACUAUUAUGCGUAAAGCAAUCCCUGCAAGUCAGAGACUUUCUCGUGACAUUAAGAUAUCUAGCGUCUGGCAUGGAUUUGGAAGAUUUGAAGUUUAUGUGUGCUAUUGCCCCUCAGACUUUGGAAGGCAUCAUAAUGGAAACCUCUGA